This is a messenger RNA of Oryctolagus cuniculus (rabbit), 4576 nucleotides long. It is a transcript of the gene RUFY3, whose product is annotated as RUN and FYVE domain containing 3. Gene Ontology annotation, cellular component: dendrite; axon; neuronal cell body. The record is from RefSeq and is a predicted model, not a curated record. Gene Ontology annotation, biological process: regulation of axonogenesis. Lineage: Eukaryota; Metazoa; Chordata; Mammalia; Lagomorpha; Leporidae.
UGCCUCUUUCACCAUCUUUGCUGUGGAGCAUUACCCAGUGUUCAUUGUCCUCUUGUUAUUCAGCCCUGUGUUCCACAGUGAGGGCAAUUGAUGAGGAUAUGUGCAUUGUGUUAUGUCUGAUCACAGUUUGACUAGCACGGUCUGGAAGUGGGCUGUACAGAAUGAGAGAGAGCAGCCUAAUUGCUCUCCCCGCAUCAGCAGCAUCUAUAAAGCAUCCUGGGAAUUGCUCGCCCGACGUUCAGAGCAGCUGGUCACAUGAGCCUGAAUUUUCAGUUCAGUUCAUUAGUCAGCCAUUUUGGUCAACACCCUGCUUACUGCGCACAACCAAUCCUAUUAGAACUCAGCAUCCCGGCUCAUCUGAGCAGAUCCUAGAAGUGAUUUCUGCAGUUCAGGAUUUUUUAAAGCUAAAUUGAAAACACAGGUUUAAUUUUUUGUUCAGGUUUUCUUUUGUGUUUUUUUUUUCCCCUGCACAGAGAAGGAGGAUUUUUUUUUUCCACUUCUUCAUGCCAAGGCCAGUUUUUUAAAGCCAGCUAAAGCAGCAUCGGCUGGGCAGGAUUUCAAGGCUGUUGCUGAGCUGCGGAGAAAAGGGUAGGGAGGGGACGAUCAAAGGACAAGCAGCUGAGAGAAGACAGGCAUCAUCGUAUUUCGCUAUGUGGUAGGAACUGACCAUAAGAAGAGAUAGUACAGAAUUUUCUUGAGCAUUUGGUUCUUAAACCAAAAGGUAUUUUUCCUUGUUUUUUUGCUUUUUGUUUUUUAUAGCCUCCCCCACCCCUUUUCUGGAAAGCUUUGUUUGAGAGCUUUGGGUCGGGGUUUUUUGGUGAGGAGCUCUUAUUUAUUUUUGUGGGGUGUGUGUGUGUGUGUGUGUGUGUGUUGUGGUCCCAGCUGAGUCAUCAUGUCUGCUCUGACACCUCCGACCGAUAUGCCAACCCCCACCACUGACAAGAUCACACAGGCUGCCAUGGAGACCAUCUACCUUUGCAAAUUCCGAGUGUCUAUGGAUGGAGAAUGGCUCUGUCUGCGAGAGCUGGAUGACAUCUCACUUACACCUGACCCAGAGCCUACCCAUGAAGACUCUUGGGAGGAUUUGACAGAUUUGGUGGAGCAAAUGCGCGAUGAUACAGAAGAUCCUAAUUAUCUCAUGGCUAACGAACGCAUGAACCUGAUGAACAUGGCCAAGCUGAGCAUCAAGGGCUUGAUUGAGUCAGCUCUGAACCUGGGGAGGACUCUGGAUUCUGACUAUGCACCCCUUCAGCAGUUCUUUGUGGUGAUGGAGCACUGUCUGAAACAUGGUUUGAAAGCUAAAAAAACUUUUCUUGGACAAAAUAAAUCCUUCUGGGGACCUCUGGAAUUAGUAGAAAAACUUGUUCCAGAAGCUGCAGAGAUAACAGCAAGUGUUAAAGAUCUUCCAGGACUUAAGACACCAGUAGGUAGAGGAAGAGCCUGGCUUCGUUUGGCAUUAAUGCAAAAGAAACUCUCAGAAUAUAUGAAAGCUUUGAUCAAUAAGAAGGAACUUCUCAGUGAAUUCUAUGAACCCAAUGCCCUCAUGAUGGAAGAAGAAGGAGCCAUAAUUGCUGGUUUGUUGGUGGGUCUGAAUGUCAUCGAUGCCAACUUCUGUAUGAAAGGAGAAGAUCUAGACUCUCAGGUUGGAGUUAUAGAUUUUUCAAUGUAUCUCAAGGAUGGGAACAGCAGUAAAGGUAGUGAAGGAGAUGGUCAGAUUACUGCAAUUCUGGACCAGAAGAACUAUGUAGAAGAACUCAACAGACAUUUAAAUGCUACUGUAAACAACCUUCAGGCAAAAGUAGAUGCAUUAGAAAAAUCCAACACCAAACUGACAGAGGAGCUCGCAGUUGCAAACAACAGGAUUAUUACCUUGCAAGAAGAAAUGGAACGAGUCAAAGAGGAAAGCUCCUACAUAUUGGAGUCCAAUCGGAAGGGUCCUAAGCAAGACAGAACUUCAGAAGGGCAAGCACUAAGUGAAGCCAGAAAACAUUUGAAGGAGGAGACACAAUUACGACUGGAUGUUGAAAAGGAACUGGAGCUGCAAAUCAGCAUGAGACAGGAGAUGGAAUUAGCUAUGAAGAUGCUGGAGAAGGAUGUCUGUGAGAAGCAGGAUGCUCUGGUGUCUCUGCGGCAGCAGCUGGAUGACCUCAGGGCUCUCAAGCAUGAACUUGCCUUCAAGCUGCAGAGUUCAGACUUAGGGGUAAAACAGAAAAGUGAACUAAACAGUCGCUUAGAAGAGAAGACUAAUCAGAUGGCUGCUACCAUUAAACAACUUGAGCAAAGUGAAAAGGAUUUGGUGAAACAGGCAAAGACCUUAAAUAGUGCAGCAAAUAAACUGAUUCCAAAACAUCAUUAGGCGUUUUGCAGUUGGUCACCUCAGAAGUCUGUUAUCACAACAGUUGUAAAAGGAAGAAAUCAGAAAGUUAUUAUGUUUAAAUUCUGACCCUAUAGAAAAUAUCACCAAAAGUUGACUUUGAAUUUGUUGGACUUUAAAAAAAUAAUUGGACAUAUAGGUUGAAUUUUUUUUUAUUUUCUGCCCAGAGUUAGAAAAUUUGGUAUAGGUUCCUAAUUAAAUGCCAAAUAAAACUUUGAGAAAUUAAUUACGAGUUGACCAAUAAAUAAAACACCAUUAAAACAGAAGCCUAGGGAAUUGGAGUGCUGUGCAUAUAUUAAGGAUGCCUUUACAGCCCAGUCCUUGAUAAUGUCAGAUUCUUGGUGCAUUGUUCGUGUGUGUGUCUGCAAGCCUGUUCUGCCAUUGCCGUGUAAUGAACUAGAGGUGACUAGCGUGUGAACCUGGACUCUUCCAAAGUAGUUCUGUGUCUGUUACGCCAUGGCCCCUUUUCAAUUUUGUUGUAUAGAUUUCGUCCCCAGGCCCAGGGAUAAGAACUAAAGUAUUUCCCUACAGUUCUACUCUCAAUAACCAAGAUUGCUUGCAGUUUUUUUGCCUUAGUGACUUUGGGUGAAAAAAAGAAAAAAGAAAAAAAAAGCAUCCUUAGAUUUCUUUAAAGUACAUAGAGAUACAGUUAGGAAUUAGGUAACUUAUGAUAACAUAACGUGGAAGCUUGGGAAAACCCUCCUAAUAUUUGCCAUCUUCUACCUCUGCCAUUUUGUUGCAAUUCCACUUUCUAUUUAGAUAACUCAGAGAGAAAAAUGUUAAUGAAAAUGUUCUCUCCUGUAAAAAAAUUGUAAGCACUACACAUUUUUCAAAACUGUCCUGCUUUUCUUACUAGAGUGAAAAGACGUAGGCAUAAGUGAUUAUUUUCUUCCUGCCAUUCCUUUCCCAGCAAUGUUUUACUUACGAGUUUUUGUGCAGAUGGGGAUUUGUUAAAGGUUCUGGGAAACUAAUAAUUUAAUUAUUAAAAAUAUUUCAGAAAAGGAAAUAGAUAAAUGAUAAACUUAUAUUCUUUGUUAGUAACAAAUAAAUAUUCCCAGUAGAUAUCCACAAGCAAUAUUAGCAGGGCUUUUUUUCUAAGUGAUCACAGAUCUAACCCUUUUAGCUCUUACGUUGUAAAUAACCCUAUAAGUACUUUGAUUUUUUUUUUUCUUCUAAUGGCUUUUGAUUUGGAGUACAGGCUUCACAUAAGCCUUCAUUCCUUCAAAAGAUCUUGGCAUAGUAUUCUGGGUUCUUUUUUCCCUUUUGUUCCCUAUUCUGAUACACUUUGCGGCAUUUCAGCUGCUUAGGUGAAGACAAAGACAACCCCUUUGUUUCCAGCUUUUCAAAUUCCUUAGCUUCUUCUUGGCAAAACCAUGAUUAAAGGAGUGCGGUAGAUUCCCUGGGUGCAUUUGUAGGUUCUUGCACAGAUUUGAAUCAAAAUCAAGUCAAAGAACAUAUGUUUAGAUCAGCUUCCUGGAAGAUCCUGUGCUCUUGAACUUAUUUUAGUUCUUAUAAUUUUGCACCUUUAUAAAUGCAGCUCCCACUUUGUUCUCAUCUUCAGCAACCUUUUGUGAUAGCCUUUUUAAUAAGCAUUUGGAAGGAAUGAUCAAACUCCAAAAUAAAACUACUUAAAGACUGCACAUAGCAUGCUUCUAAAUACUAUUAUAUAAAGCCCCCAAUUUUUUACCUUGUAAAACAUAAUUCUUCAUAGGUGCAAAUUUAUAAAGAUUCUUAGGAGAAAAUGUCCGUCAGAAUCUUCUCAAGAACAUGGUCAUGAGUCUUACUCAGGCCCAGUGCCGAGGCCGUUAGUCACACACCACUAGGCAGGAAUGAAAUAGGAGAGGGAACCAAAUUUUGACAAAGGCUUUUACUAUACAGUAACCCGGAGCCUGGAGAAGGGUUGAUGUAGAAUGUCCCAUGAGCUAAUAAUGUACAUGGUCUGGGGAAAGGACCAGAAAAAUUAAUGUUACAGUUCCACAUAUAAGGUAGUUGCCCAUUUGCAAGUUCCAGUUAUGUGUGUAAAACAGAAAUAUAAAGUACCAGAUCUAUUAGGAAAUAAGAACAAACAAGCAAGUGGAUUUAACUAAAUUGCUGUGUAUUUGAGGUUGGCUUUGGAUAUGAAUUUUCUAAAAAGUGUUGUUUUAAUGUUUAUCAUCUAAUGGCUGUAAACUGUAGUAUUAGAAUAAAAAAAGUGCAAAAUCA